Phascolarctos cinereus (koala) is the source of this 2553-nucleotide messenger RNA. RefSeq names its product mitochondrial E3 ubiquitin protein ligase 1 (gene MUL1). Gene Ontology annotation, cellular component: mitochondrion. Gene Ontology annotation, biological process: protein ubiquitination; organelle organization. The record is from RefSeq and is a predicted model, not a curated record. NCBI's taxonomy places the organism in Eukaryota, Metazoa, Chordata, Mammalia, Diprotodontia, Phascolarctidae. Gene Ontology annotation, molecular function: ubiquitin-protein transferase activity.
CCCCUUCCGGCCUCUCUGGCCGGCGGCGGCGGUGGCGGCGCGUCUCUAUGGUUCCGGCGCUGGCUGAGGCCGCAGAGGAGGCGCCAUGGACACCGGCGGGCGGCCCUCGGCGGCCCAGCUCAUCCUGCUGGGCGCCAGUUCGGCCGUGGCCGCCGCCCUGUACUCUGUGUACCGGCACAAGGUCCAGGCAGCCCGCGAGCUCAAGGGAGCCAAAAAAAUUCACUUGGGAGAAGAUUUGAAGAGUAUUCUUAGUGAUGCUCCUGGGAAGUGUGUGCCUUAUGCUGUCAUUGAGGGAGCUGUGCGUUCUGUUAAGGAAACCCUUAACAGCCAAUUUGUGGAAAACUGCAAAGGAGUGAUUCAGAGACUGACCCUCCAGGAGCACAAGAUGGUGUGGAAUCGAACAACCCACCUCUGGAAUGACUGUGAAAAAAUCAUCCACCAGAGAACAAAUACGGUGCCCUUUGACCUGGUGCCCCAUGCCGAUGGCACGGGCGUGGCGGUCCGAGUUCUGAAGCCCCUGGACUCAGCUGACCUCGGCUUAGAAACGGUGUAUGAGAAGUUCCACCCUACGGUCCAGUCCUUCACUGAUGCGAUCGGCCACUACAUCAGUGGGGAGCGGCCCAAGGGCAUCCAGGAGACGGAGGAGAUGCUCAAGGUGGGGGCCGCCGUCACGGGCGUGGGGGAGCUGGUUCUGGACAACAGUUCCAUCUGUCUGCGGCCCCCCAAACAGGGCCUGCAGUAUUACCUGAGCAGCCAGGACUUCGAUGCCCUCCUGCAGAGGCAAGAGUCUGGCGUCAAGCUCUGGAAAAUCCUGACAGUCGUCUCUGGCCUUGCCGCCUGUGCCACCCUCCUCUUCAUCCUGCGCAGGCAGUACCUGCACCGGCGAGAGCGGCAGCGCAUGAAGCAGGCGCGGGAGGAGUUCCGGCUGCGCGAGGCCCAGCUCCUGAGGGCGGCCAGCGCUGAGGACAGAGAGACUUUAAAAAAUGCCUGCGCUGUGUGUCUGAGCAACGUCAGGUCGUGCGUCUUUCUGGAGUGCGGCCACGUCUGCUCCUGCGGCGAGUGCUACCAGGCCUUGCCCGAGCCAAAGACGUGCCCUGUUUGUAGACGGGAGAUUGUCCGGGUAGUUCCCUUGUACGACAGCUGACUGUUCAAAGAUUUGGAAUUUACAGAGGAGACGGUUCCCCUUUUCAGUGGAUUUUACCAAUCCCUUAGAGGUGGAGUCUGGUGGUGGCCACUUGUAACCGCUAGGCAUCAUCGAGGGAUGGAGGGAGAGAGAAAAAACAUCCUGAUCUCUUAAACGCAGCAGCAGAGAUUGGACACCGAGGCCUGUGGGAUUAUGCUUUAAAUCAAAGAGCGGGCGAGCCAAAGAGCCUGGGUGGGUGUAUGUAGCAAGGCCGGCUGCAUCUUUUCUGCCAUUUCUGCGUGCGUGCGUGCGUGCAUGCGUGUGUGUGUGUGUAUGAAAGAAAGAGAAAGUUAACUAGACCCCUUGACCUCACAAGCGGUUCCCUCCUCACUUGUGUCUGAGAUUUUUUCCAGCAUCAUUCCAGACGAGUCGUGUGAUCCCCGUUGGUUUAGGACAGCCUGGGUUCAGUGACCCAGUUAUCCCAGCGGGAGAAAAGGGAGAACAUAGUGAGUGGGGGUUGGGUUUUUCAGAGGUGCCUCAGGAGAAGCCUGGGGUCAGAACAGGAGCUGCCAGCUGCCAGUAGGACUAGUUUUCUUUUCUGCUCCACCACUUGCAUAUCGUGCAGUUAUUUUAACCCAGAUUGCUAGGGAAUGAUGUGUUGAUAAGGCUUUCCUUCCUUCUCAUCCCUCUCAUCAACCAAAUAGUGUCUGUACAGGCAUGUGGAGAAGGAAGGAAGUGAAACUGCGUCUUAGGCCUUAGGCCCCAGGCAGCUCAGUGUGGCGGGCAGGAACCUGAAGGGGACAUUAGGGGAGAAAGCGAGUCAGCCUUAUUGGUGAUGGUGGAAAGUGAGGCCUGGAUUUUCAGAUUCCUCUUCAGCUUUGUCUUGUCCCCGUUUAGCUGCCUCACCCUCGGUGUGCUCACUGCCUUCAGAGCAGGCUGACACGUAAAUGGCCGCUGUGCCCACGGGAGGCGAGGACGCCAGGAUCACGGUGCUUGGGGUUCGAGCUGGGAACCUUCCAGGGAAUGAUUAGGUGUUGUGCCCGUUUCAAGCGAGGAUUGGAAAGUGCUCCAGACUUGAGGAUGUCACCGCGUUAGCCUCCUCACCCUGGAGGCUUUUCACCAGUCAGGAGGACGGGAGCACGCAUUCUUACUUGAUCCCCUUUACCGCGAAGUGAGAGUGUCCCAUGGGUCUGAUAGUGCUAUCUCUUCUUGUGUUGCUUUCCCCCUUCCUUGUCUGCUUGAGUUUUGUAAGCGCCAGCCUUGGGGGGAUCCCCGAGGUUGCAGCCUCUCUUCUCGUGUCUCCUUCCCCUGUCCUGCUUCCUGGCCUCCCCUGAGAACAGGGCUGUCACGGCAACACCCCAGGACUAUGCAGUGUCUUCUUUGGCUCGUGUGCAGAGGACGCAGAGUAAAUAUUUUAUGUUGAAACUGAA